Dioscorea cayenensis subsp. rotundata (Guinea yam) is the source of this 1789-nucleotide messenger RNA. RefSeq names its product geraniol 8-hydroxylase. The transcript is spliced from 2 exons. NCBI's taxonomy places the organism in Eukaryota, Viridiplantae, Streptophyta, Magnoliopsida, Dioscoreales, Dioscoreaceae. The coding region runs from base 27 to 1598 and encodes 523 amino acids. Gene Ontology annotation, molecular function: heme binding; monooxygenase activity; oxidoreductase activity, acting on paired donors, with incorporation or reduction of molecular oxygen. The record is from RefSeq and is a predicted model, not a curated record.
AAGAAAAAAACAGAGAGAAAAAAAAAAUGGAAUUCCUACUAACAAGAACAGUAACAAUAAUUCAACUAGCUCUACUCCUCUUAGCUUUGUCUUUCAUUCUCCACCGCCGGCUCCGGCGGCGGCCAAUCACCACGCCGGCAUCCCUUCCACCAGGCCCCCGCCCUCUUCCACUCAUCGGCAACUUCCUCAACAUCGGUACUCUUCCGCACCAAUCCUGCGCCAUGCUCGCCCGCAAAUACGGGCCCAUCAUGACCAUCCACCUCGGCGCCGUCACUACCGUCGUCAUCUCUUCGGCCUCUGCCGCCCAAGAGAUGUUUAAACAGCAUGAUGCCGCCCUCGCCGGACGCUAUGUCUACGAAGCCAUAAACCUCAAGAACGGUAACGAAGGCUCUGUGAUCACGGCUCAACCCGGCCCUCGCUGGCGCUCGCUGCGCCGUCUCCAAAACACCAUGUUCUUCACGUCGUCCAGACUUGAAGCCAUGCGUGGCGUGCGUGCUGGUUGUGUCGACACACUCAUGCGCCGCAUCACUGCUGCCAGCGGUGGAGGUACUCAGCCGGUGAAUGUCAGCAAGUUGUUGUUCUUGACUAUGUUUGAUCACAUUGGACGUAUUGCUCUGUCACGAGACGUGUUGUUGGACUCGGACUGGGACCAGAUUGGUGGCGCGUUCUUGUACCAUGCAAGCCAGAUUAUGGAGCUCAUGGGGAAGCCAAACUCAGCUGAUUAUGUGCCAUCUUUGAGGAGGUUGGAUCCUCAAGGUAUAAAAAAAAGGAUGGAGUUCCAUAUUGGAAGUUUGCUUAAAUUAGUAUCCAGUUUUGUGAUGGAGAGGAUUGCUGAAGGUGUUAGAGAUGAUAAGGAGAAGGAUUUCUUGGAUAUGUUGCUGGAAUUUGCUCAUCAACAAGUGGAUGAAGACACUAAGUUGUCUCCUACUGCAAUUAACAUAAACAUUGUGGAAACUCUGAUAGCUGGAACGGACUCGAGUGCAGGAACGAUGGAGUGGGCAAUGGCAGAGCUCAUGCACAAACCGAGCACUUUAAAGAAAGUACAAGAAGAACUCAGGCGAAAUAUACAUCCAGGAGAAAAGAUUGAAGAGAAACACGUUGUAGAGCUUCCCUACUUGAAUGCAGUGAUAAAAGAAGCAUUGAGAAUGCACCCUCCAGUGCCAUUCUUGAUACCCCACAAGUCCACUAAGGCAUGCACAGUGAUGGGGUAUCACAUUCCACAGGAUACUCAAAUCCUUGUGAACUCAUGGGGGAUAGGGAGACAGGAGAAGCUGUGGAAUGAUCCAGAUGACUUCCAACCAGAGAGGUUUAUCAAAGAUGGUGGGAUUGAUUAUAAGGGCAAUCACUUUCACUUCAUUCCUUUUGGUAGUGGCCGACGAAUUUGCCCUGGGAUUCCUUUGGUGCAGAGGAUGUUGCCAUUGGUGUUGGGAACUAUGUUAUAUAAAUUUGACUGGGUUUUGCCUAAUAAUGGCAUUAAAGCAGAGGACAUGGAUAUGAGAGAGAGGCUUGGUACUACCCUACGUAAAGCUGUGCAGCUGAGCGCCAUUCCGGUGCCUUACAAGGCUGAAGAAGCGAUUGGUGUUGCCGGGGAUCAAUGAAUUGAUAGUUCAUCAUCGAUCACAAAUUAACCUUCUCUUGUUACUUCUUUAAUUGGUUACUUAAUUUGUCCAGUACCAUAUUAUUAUGCAUGGAUGUGCGCAUGUCAUCCUUGUAUUAGAUAAUCUAUGGGAGCAAAACAUUAUAUUCAACGAGGAUUACAAUUUGAAUAAAUAUUAAAUGUCUUGAUUUA